AUCCACACCAUAUCUGUGGGUCAAUCAAUCUCAUUCAUUCUUUCUUUUUCUUCUUGAAAAACUUGCCAAAAGUUGUUCUUUUCCUUUAAAAUAAAAUACGCAAAUCUUGAACUAGUAAUUCGUGCCAAAUAAAAGACUUACGGUAAGCGUACGAAUACAGACAGUCUAUGGAAUUUUUUGAAAAUUAUUUUUAUUAUGGCAAAUAAUACUGAUUUCCCGGAUUAUUACCAAGUAUUAGAGUGUGAGCGAACAGCAUCGGCAGAAGAGUUAAAGAGAAGCUAUCAAAGACUAGUAUUAUCCUUGCAUCCAGAUAAAAGUGACCAGAACAAUUCCGAUGAACUGUUUUUGCUGGUUCAAAAAGCUUGGUCAGUUCUAAGGGAUCCAGUUAGUCGGAAGCAAUAUGACGCCGAGUUGACAUGCCAAGAACAUUCAGAGCUGUUAAUUUACGAGACUUUACCAAUACAAAACAUGGAUUAUGAUCCUGUUGAAGAUGUCUACAUGUAUACCUGUAGAUGCGGUGGGACUUAUUUCUUAGAUCGAAGUGGCAGUGGAAUGGCAGCUAAAGUGGUUAUCGGAUGUGAUGAGUGCUCUUUCUCCAUUGAAGUUAUUUUAUGAUUAAGUGACACUAUCGUGAAUGUGUAUAAAAUAUGAGACCAGACUAAGUAAAUGUGAGUUACUUCUUUUUGUGAUGUUUAUGAUGAUACAGUAUUUCAUCAGCAUUGUUAAUGUUUUAACAUGUUAUUGUGUCUGCAUUUGAAUUUCUACAGAAUCUACUGUCAUGUUCAUUCAUACAAAUGUCCAUUCCAGUCUCAGCAACUAAUAUCAAUGCAAAUUAUUUACAUUAUGUUCAAAAUAAGGUCUACUAGACAACAUUCAUCAGCA
This is a messenger RNA of Ostrinia furnacalis (Asian corn borer), 882 nucleotides long. RefSeq names its product DPH4 homolog. Gene Ontology annotation, molecular function: ferrous iron binding; ATPase activator activity. Bases 196 to 615 code for a protein of 139 amino acids. The record is from RefSeq and is a predicted model, not a curated record. NCBI's taxonomy places the organism in Eukaryota, Metazoa, Arthropoda, Insecta, Lepidoptera, Crambidae. Gene Ontology annotation, biological process: positive regulation of ATP-dependent activity. The transcript has a single exon.